AUGAGGCGCACACAACACAAGAUAAGUGAACACUUGCAGAGCUCCCGCUCGUCCCGUGUGCGUCACAAAGGAGGUCAUGUUCACUGCGACUCGUGCUACUCACGCCGCUGCAGGGCGCGCGUGGAGCCCUCGGUCUGCUGCCCGCUCAGUACCUGCCGCCUCCUGUGUGGGGCGCUCUUCCACCUGUGCAAAGAGGAGGAGCACCUGCUGCUCUGCCCCAACGGCCGCGUCCCGUGCAUCAACGCUGAAGCGGGAUGUCCGCUCCAGAUGCCGCGCUCCUCCCAGGCCCAGCACCUGCAGUUCUGUCCCGCCAGCGUGGUCUCCUGCUCCAUGGAGUGGCUGCGGUGGCCCACCGACGAGACCAACCCAAACAGUUUUUUAGCUUUGCAAGAAAAUCUACUGAAGGAGAGGCUUGAGCAGCGUGAGCAGGCGCUGGAUGUCUGUGUGGCGCUGGCGGAUCAGACCGCUCUGUGUUCGCGACUCAAAAUGAAGACUCUGUAUCCGGAGAUGAUGGAGCCGAGCGAAGACGAGGAGAGCAAAGAGGAGAGCGCUAUGGGAGGGACUGUGAACGGAGAGGUCCAAGAAGAAGUGCUGCCUUUGCCUGCAUCUGUCUUUGAACCCUUGAGUCCUGAGGAAACAGAAUCUCGAAGGCAGAUUUUGAGCUCAAGAGGUAACAUUAUGGACAUGAUGUUUGGGAUGGAGCGAGGAGCGUGCACGUUGGCAGAGUCACAACUAGACAACCCAACAAAAAAAGACAAAACAGCAGCGACAGAAGAGAAUAAAAAGCAGGUUUCAGGAGGUCAAAGUGGAUCCAACGGUGACGCUGCUGCUGCCGCGGAUCCUGAAGGUGACUACAGUAAAGAAGGAAGUGCUCCAUGGCAUGAAGGGGUCCUGGAGCGGCUGGGCAGAGACCUGACCCCCCAGGAGUACAACAUGUAUAUAGUCCAUCAUGGGAGGAUGCUGAUGGCGUUUGGACACAUCGAGGCCUGCACGCCCAGAGAGAGGGACUUUGUGUAUGGAAGCCUGGAGCCUAUUCCAGUACAAACCCUUUGCUCUUUCAAGGUUCCUGAGAGCUAUCGCUACAGAGAGAGAAUUAAUCUACGUGAAACCAUAGUUCACAUUGAGACUGAGAGUCGGAAGACGGACACCUCAGACCUGGGAGUCACCGAGUGGUUUGGCGACGAGACCAAACUCACUUUCCUGGGAUACGCCGAGAAGGAGGUCAUGGGCCACAAGAUCUGCGAGAUGAAGGCCACAGACGGUCUAUUCGUGGACGAGGGCACGCAGACCUAUUCUUUCCGCUCGGCUCCGUUCACGUCCGAGACCAGACUCUGUGACGUGGCGCCGGAAACCGCUGGACCCAGACUUCACCUGCAGGUUCAGGCCGAGAGCGUGAACAGCCGCAACAACCGCACCAGCGCCUUCGCCUUUGUCUGCGGACACGUCUUCCACCGCAGAGAAUACUCCGCCCACGUCAGGAAUGUCCACGGAGACAUCCAGACUGGGCUCAGUGGUUGGUUUGAGCAGAGAUGUCCUUUGUCGUACCUGGGAUGCACCUACAGCUUCAGGAGGUUUCAACCGUCCACUCACAAAGCUACUGUCACCUACAAUCCAGAGCUGAAGACUUUUAACCUGCGGCCUGCUCCAGUCUGCCCCCUGUGGGAGGACUGUGGUACUGCAGAGGACGCUCUGAGCUCGCUGCCCUUCGAGGUGCUGUGUCACAUGGCCUCAUUCCUGGACAGUCUGUCGCUGUCGCAGCUCGCUCUGGUGUCCGACCUGAUGAGGCAGGUGUGCUCCUCUCAGCUGCAGGACAGGGGCAUGGUCUCCCUGCGCUGGGAGAGGACCACAGGCUCCAGAGGCAAGAGCCAGUGGAGGGCGACACCGGUGUGGGAGUUCAGUCACCUCUUCUCCAAAGUGGAUUCUUGGCACUUGUCUGAAAUCUCUUCCAUCUCGUCUCAUCUCAAAGUCUGUCCGUUCUAUGAGCAGCAGGUGCACGAGGCCCAAGUCCAGCUGCCUGCUCUGACCCCCAAGAAGGAAAACAACACACAAAACCAAACUCUGGUUGUGAGAGCCAGGGCCAUGGCCGCGGGGAGGCUGGAGCAGCAGGGCAGGCUGGAGCAGCAGGUGGCCAGUGUGGAGCGGGGCAUCGCCUUCCUGAAGCAGGAGCACCGCGUCAUGCUGUCUGGGCUGCACCUGGAGAUCAGCAACCUGAAGAGACGCUGCCACGAGUUGGGCUGUGAGCUGGACUCCAGGUUUCCCGACAGAAACCCAACAGAUGAGGAGGCAGAACUGGCGGCCCGCUGUGAGGCAGUGAAGCGCCUGCUGGAGGACCAACACUGUACGACGCUGGCGGCCCGCGGAGACCUGCGCACAGGCCGGGCGCGCGUGUCCGCUCUGGGCCGCAGCCUGAGGGAGGAGGAGAGGUGCUUCCUGGAGGAGCUGAAACGCAGAAGCCACAAGAUCACUCUGAUGAACCGGGAACUCCAACGCCAAGACUCCGCCACCUCCAGCCUGUGCCAGGAACUGCACAGCGCGCGCUUAAAACUAUUCCAACAACAACAGCAGCAGAGCGAGGAGGGCGGAGCCGAGGGGACGGACGCCCGAACACCCAAAGACCAACCGGAAGUGGCGCUGGAAGAAGAGGAGGAGGACGAUUACCAAGACGACAGCUCGGAUUGGCUUUUAUCCCCUCCUCCUCCCGUCUCUCCCGGCCAAUCAGAGCUCGCCAUCCAGAGGAGCAGGUUGAGCAUCAGGGAGGAGCGGGUGCGAGCUUGCGUCCCGCGGGAGAGGGUCACGUCCCCGCAGAGACCGCUCCCCAUGCCGGACCCCGCCGUCUUCCUGGUGCCCCUGAGGUACCGGAUGCUGCGACUGAACCGGCCAAUCAGAGAGCAGGAGAGGUUGGAGCAGUUGGAUGAUGAGUGGGAGGAUAUCGACGAGGGCGGGGUGCACAGCAGAGUGGACAUGGGGGCGGGGGAGGGGGAGACUGCCCUGUGA
Messenger RNA from Knipowitschia caucasica, 2994 nucleotides. Lineage: Eukaryota; Metazoa; Chordata; Actinopteri; Gobiiformes; Gobiidae. The record is from the annotation of a GenBank genome assembly.